Solanum pennellii is the source of this 330-nucleotide messenger RNA. RefSeq lists its product as uncharacterized. Bases 1 to 330 code for a protein of 109 amino acids. Lineage: Eukaryota; Viridiplantae; Streptophyta; Magnoliopsida; Solanales; Solanaceae. The record is from RefSeq and is a predicted model, not a curated record. Gene Ontology annotation, molecular function: nucleic acid binding. The transcript is spliced from 2 exons.
AUGGUUUGCAACAAAGUGUUUAGUGAGCUCCUGACCAAGUAUGGGGUGAAACAACACAAGAUAGCAACACCGUAUCACCCACAGACUAAUGGACAAGUGGAGAAGUCUAACAGGGAAAUCAAUGCAAUUUUUGCAAAAAUAAUAAAUGCUAACAUGACAGAUUUGGCAAGAAAGUUGGAUGAUACGUUAUGGGCAUGUCACUUGCUUGUUGAGCAUGAUCAUAGAGCACUCUGGGCAUUGAAAAAGCUGAAUUUGAACUGGAGUGAAACAACCAAUUUCAGACUAGACCAGAUAAAUGAGAUGGAUGAAUUUCGUCUAAGAGCUUACUAG